AUGUUUUGGAACACGAAAACUAACUCCGUUCAUCACGAUCUUAGUCCCGACGCUCCGAGGACCACAAAAGAUGAAACUGGUGUUAAUGAAGCAAUUAACAAAAAUGUUAACGGAAGAAUUGAAACAUUCAAAGGCUUUCUUCUUGAUACAACUUUGCAUGGAGCUCGUUUCAUGCAUUCUGAAAGUUUGGUGAGGCGUUUAGCUUGGACUAUAAUGCUAUCGGUAUCACUCGGAUUUUGCAACUACAUGGCAUUCGGGACCUUAACUGACUAUUUUGACAGACCAUUUAACACUCGAACUUCGUCGCGGAGCUCUCCUAAAAAUGGCUUAACUUUCCCUGCCGUCACUCUGUGCAAUUUUAACCCGCUGAAUAUUCACAGGGUAAUACAUUUUGAAAAUGCAAGCCAUGACAUUGAGGAGGUAAAAAGACUUAAACAGAUUUCCAAAGUCCUUACACUCUCAAACGAGGCCUUCACGGACGGUUUUCUUAACAAAUUCUCAGAUAUCUUGAGUCGUGAAAAUCUGGAGAGCUUUCUGAGACUAUACAGUCAUCAAAUGGAAGACAUGCUUCUUCCAAACUUUCCACCCACACGUUUUUCAUGCUCGUUCGGCGGACUGGUGUGCGGGCCAGAGAAUUUUACCUCGUUCGCGAGUUUCUUGUUUGGUCAAUGUCAUACUUUCAACUUGGGCCAGAAUGGACGCCCAUUGUUGAAUGCUACAGUAGCUGGUCGCAGAAGUGGUUUGAGGCUUCUUCUGAAUACACAACGCGAUAGUUACAUUGAUAAUCCAAGUAGUCCCUUAGUUGGAAUAACUGUCCUGGUACAUGACAGUUACAAUUUUCCGUUUAUGGAUGAGUAUGGUUUUGCAGUUGAACCAGGGACUCACACAUUUUGCUCCAUUCAGAUGAAAAAGGUAACUAAUUUGCCUGAACCUUAUGCCACUAACUGCACACAAAGAAGACUAGAGAUGUUCCGCAGCGGGAAGUCAUUUGCAUAUUCUAAGCCGGCUUGCCUCAUGCAAUGUCGCAAUAAGUUUGUGAUAAAAAAGUGCCAAUGUACCAUGCUGGAGUUUCACGCAAACGCUCCUGUUUGUGCGCCAAAUGACACAGUAAUUUGUGUUCUUCCUACUCUUGAAAAAUUUAGCUCGUCCAAAGAUGGCUAUCGAUGUGAGCAGGAUUGCCCUCAGCCUUGCAGUCACGUGGAGUACGAGACAUCUCUGUCCUACGCUGGACUUCAGAAGGAUUUGUUUGCGGAUUAUCUUUCGUUAUUGUUGAAUGGCACUGCUAACAGGACAAUAUCUACUAUGUUACAACACACAUAUCGGCCAUUUCUCAACAUGACCAAAUCAGAGAAGCAUAAAUAUAUAGACAACAAUAUUAUUUCUUUGAACAUCUAUUUCAAAGACUUGAACUACGAUGUGUUGGAACAAGUUCCCAUGUACGAGGUCUGGGGACUGUUUGCGAGUCUCGGUGGAAACUAUGGUCUAUUUCUGGGAAUAAGUGCUCUAACAGUUUGCGAAUUCCUCGACUUUGGCAUCAGAAAGUUUUGCCACAAGAUUUUGUCUGAGAGGAAGAAAAGGAGGCGACAGGAAAAGUAUCCAACAUAA
This is a messenger RNA of Pocillopora verrucosa, 1605 nucleotides long. Its product is annotated as acid-sensing ion channel 1B. Gene Ontology annotation, molecular function: ligand-gated sodium channel activity. The record is from RefSeq and is a predicted model, not a curated record. Gene Ontology annotation, biological process: sodium ion transmembrane transport. Gene Ontology annotation, cellular component: plasma membrane. NCBI's taxonomy places the organism in Eukaryota, Metazoa, Cnidaria, Anthozoa, Scleractinia, Pocilloporidae.